GGUUCCUGCAUAAGAAUUGAGAACAACGAGAGCACAGUGAGUGGAGGCAAGAUGGUCAUCGUGUUGUUCAUUCGAUUCUCUUUACACUUUGUACGUAUAUGACGUUGCAUUUUGAUAGAAGUCAAUCGGAAAAGUACAAGUGACGGAGUGAUAAUGGGUUUCAUCUCUUCGGAGUCUCCAACAAUUCCCGAUUCGUCUUCUUUCUCUCUCUUCCUCUACAUAAUCUGCCGUCCUCCUUGAGCCUUCAAAACUCCCACCACUUUCAUCGUUUUCUUCUUCCAAUUUCCAUCUCCAACAUGAGCAAUUUCGAUUCAUCUCCGCAGAAUCAGCAGGAUACAUAUAUUCGUUCUAGAGAUAAUCCAUUCUUUGAUGGCCUCGUAAGAUCUACGCUUGUAAGAGCUGAUGACAAGGCUCCCUUGGAGUGUCAAAGGAUAUCAAUCAGCAGAAAUGUUUACAGAUCUUUGUCAGAUAGGGUUGACGCUAGACUCAACAAAAAUGACACGGAUAUACCUGAAAAGGUCAUGGACUUGCCACCGGAAAAUUUAGCAAUCUCAGGUUUCAAUUCUAAAUCUGUUGAACGCUCUUCUUCUGAGAAGUGGUUCAAGAACAGUCAAAUUAGUCCAUUUAUACAACUAGAUAUUCAGACUGAAGUGAAGGAAUUAUAUUCAAAAUAUCUUGGUGAUAGCUGUAGCCCUGGGAAUCCUGAGCCUGUUGAAGAGCAUAAUGCAUUUGAAGCAUCUCCAAAAGUCAAAAUUGAAAAGACAUACAUUGUCUCUGAAACAGAAGAAAAUCUGUCAAGUAUCUUGUUUCCACGAUCUGCAGGUUUAUAUUAUAAUGGACUUUCACCACAAUUGGAAAUUGUCGAAUCAUGUGAAAGCAUUAUCAAGCUGAAUGCUUAUUUGAGAGAAAGAAAAGAUGAUGUCAAUGCUGGCGUCCCUGGGAGAUUCUUACAUGCUGAUGGUGCGGAUAAUGCUGAUGUUGGAACUGUUGCUUCAACCAUCAUGUAUGCCUUCUACCUAAAUGAAACUUUGAGAAGUGAUCAAUUCUGCACGGUGCCAAUCAUUAACAUAAAGCGGGCAAAUCUCGGUUCCCAUGCAGAACUCAAGUGGUUGCUUGAUUCAUGUCAAAUUGAUCAGUCUUCCUUAAUUUUUGCAGAUGAGAUUGAUCUGUCAUAUUAUGAUCCAUUUGGAAGUCUUAAGAUAGUUCUAGUGAAAAGCAGCAAAAUUCCCUAUAAGCAAGAGAAAUUAAAACAUGCUGUGGUUGAAAUCUUUCACUGCAUAAAGGGUGACACUGUAUAUCCUUGGGUUAAAACUGUCACUAGAGGGGAGAAAUGCUCUUGCUGUACUGCCAUAGCUGAGAAGCUCGCUGUGUAUUCACCUGAAAUUCUGUCUAGCAGAUCAUUCAGUAGACUUUUGUUGGCUGGUAUCCUUUGGGAUACUGCAAAUCUGAAAGACCCUCAUUGCACAUCCAUAGAUAAGUACAUGACUUCACUAUUGCUCAAUGGUGCUGGCCGUUUUGGAUGCAAUGGUCUCUACCAAUUAUUGAAAUACAAGAUGCAUGAUAUUUCUACUCUACAACUAGCAGAUAUCUUGCAAAAAGAUUUUAAGAAGUGGACAGAACUAGAAAGAUCUGAUGCAAGAUCACUGUCGGAUAUUGGCAUGAGUUGUAUUGGAGUUUCAAUUGGACAGCUUCUCUCCCAGCCAGCACAUCUAGUGCAAGAAAUACAAUACUUCCAAUUGUCAGAGAAACUUAAGGCGCUUAUCAUUGUUUCGGGGUACUACAAUGAGGAGAAGAACUUCAAGAGAGAAAUCUUGGUUUCUGCUGAAUCUGUGAAGCUACUGGAGAGCAUGAUCUUUUUCUUUGAUUUCAAUGCAUCCCGGCUGCCACUUAAAAGUUUAAAUAUACCAGGUCUGAAAAAGGAGAUGAAAGCUUUUGAGAUUGAUAAGAUUACACCAAGGAAAAACGAUAGAAAAUCUGAUAGAAGAGUUUGUUGGGAUAAGAAAAGCCUAAGGCAGGUUCCAGAGCUAAAAAAAUGUGAGUAAAUUUGGUGAUAAUCAGCUUAUUUGAAGCCAGGAAAACAGAGACAAACAAAUGGGUCCAUGAAUAGUAAGAAAAGCGUCAUGACAACCUACUUUCACUUCAAAUGAUUACACUUGCUGGUUUAGCAUGUGAUGAUGUUUCAAAGUGAGUACUGUAUUUUGUAACGGAAGCUUAGUUUUGAUAUUCAUUGAUAGAUAUGGUGAACUUUAUAGGCUUCAUUGAAUUUUGAAGGUGUUUAUCACAAUCGAAGUUUAUAAUUUAUAAACAAGAAUAACAUCAUAUCAUUUAUGGUUA
Messenger RNA from Prosopis cineraria, 2334 nucleotides. RefSeq lists its product as uncharacterized. Lineage: Eukaryota; Viridiplantae; Streptophyta; Magnoliopsida; Fabales; Fabaceae. Gene Ontology annotation, cellular component: cytoplasm. The record is from RefSeq and is a predicted model, not a curated record. Gene Ontology annotation, molecular function: exopolyphosphatase activity.